Molecule: messenger RNA, 1081 nt
Organism: Prunus avium (sweet cherry)
Lineage: Eukaryota; Viridiplantae; Streptophyta; Magnoliopsida; Rosales; Rosaceae
Source: RefSeq, a predicted model, not a curated record
GCCAUUCAUAUAGCCAAAAGGCCAAUACUUUUACGCCACGUCAGACGCAAGUGCUACGUGUCAUGCCAAGAUGAAAUGACAAGCUUGGCACUCGGUGCUUGCUUGCUUGUUAGUAGAAUCUGGAAUGAGAGAGGAGUUUUGUUUUGAGUUUGAAUUCUCUCUUUGUGUUGUAUGAGAUCUCAGAGUGACCCAACAACAACUCAGCCAUGAAUUCGAAAGAUGAAAACGUGGAGCUGAUUAACGAGGCCAUCAAGAGGCUCUUAGAGGAGAGGAAAAACAGAGAUGCCUCAGCUGAUGAUGAUGACGACCGCCGCCUCCUCGCCCGAUUGCUCUCUCAGGUAGAGUCGUUAAAAGGCAACGAGCGGCUUCAGAAACCCGAAGCUUUAACGAAAUCGGGAGAGGUAACUUCCUCUGCAGAUGGGGAUCAAUCGAAGCCGAAAAGCGAGAGUGGUGGUGACCAAGCAGAUGGAGAUGACGGUGGCUCCGAUGAAAUUGAUAGAGAAGAGAUAAUCAAAGAACUUAACAAGGUGAAGAGACAGAACACCAUCACCCACUGGCUUCUUUCCGUCAUGAUUGUGCUCACUGUUGCUUGGCAAGCCUCUGAGGUGACCCUUCUCUGGAAAUUUAAAGAUGGGUUGAGCCACCCGUUUAAAUGCAUUGGAGACAUGCUCACAGGGAAAGGGACAGGCAAGGACUCAGAAGAACACAAAAAAGAGGUUCCUCCUCUCCCUUGUCUCAACAUUCCUGAGCUCCCUCACGUGGAAUUGCCAGAUAUGGGUCUAACUGGUGAACGGCAUUGAGCAAAUUGCUUGCUUUUCAUCUGCUCUGGUUCAAAGAUUCAAUAAUGAGAGUGAAGAAGAGACUUUCGAUUUUAUGGGUUGACAUUUUUGAAACCCUCAGAUUUAAUCUUGGGAUUCGUGAGAGGAGAGCUGUGAAUUUUGCUACUUUUGCUAAAAGUUUAUUCAGCAAAUAGUCAAUAAGCAGAAUAGGAGUGGCCGUACUUGCACAAGCCUCUUCUUCUGAUGAAUAUCCGUGCUUGUGAUUUUUGAUUCAAUGCAAGAUUGAAAGUUCUGGAAACGAA